AUGUUUCCCCCCUACCGGUUAUUGAGUCAGAAAUGCCUCGAACUUGUGGAGUUACAGAUUGCAGUUUUUAUAGCCUUGGCUACAUCUUUGGCAUUUGCUGAUUUAAUACCCUACCAAUAUUUACCUCAAUAUGGAGCUGGCUUUGUGGCAAGUGCCCCCCUGACAGGAAGUAAUGCAGCCAACAGUCCUCUUAUCACUUACUCCGUUUCUGGGGCGUCUGAUGCUGCUGCCUCGGGGCCUUUGGUUUCCUACACAGCUCCAGGUGUUCAAUAUGCAACUUCUGCCACCAAUUAUGAUCUGGGAUUGCAAAAUUUUAGUCCCGCUGGUCCUCAUGCUUUGCCAUUUAAUCCGUAUAUGCAUUAUUUAUCACCUGCCUUUGUUUACCCUGCUCAAUCGACAUAUGGUGGUGGCAGAGGUAAUGGAAUAACUUCCACACCUGUUUCAUAUGUUCCUUAUGCCACCACGGGAGUUCAAUAUGCAGCCUCAUCGAAUAACUUAAAUGUUAUUCCGUUAAGAGAUGCUAACUAUGGAAUUUCUGCCAUAGCAGCAGCUGAAGCACCAGCAAGUUUGAAUUAUGCGUUAGCGCCAGUUACAACACUUCGCAGCUCAAAUGAUGCACAUUACCCAUCUCCUUCUAAGCCAAUUUCAUCAAAUUUAAUUACUAAAGCUGACAGCAAAUCUUUAGAAGGUGAAUAUGUUCCCACACCACCGACCGUAAUCUAUUCCUCAACUGAAAGUGUUGAUGAUUCAUUGAGUCCUGCAGCACAUUCAAACUCCGGUAAGGAAGAUUCAAGUUCAGCUUCAAUAUUGUCAAGUUCGUAUGUGCCCACUGCCAGUGGGGCUGUAAAUAAAGACAUUUCAAGACAUUAUAAAAAUUCUGCAGUAAGUGGCUCUCGUUAUGGUUCUAACAGUGUUCCAACUACAUUUUCCGCUGAAGUUUCAAAAACUCUGGCUUCAAAAUCUACCUCUUAUAUGAGUUUUGAAGAAAAUUUGGCAUCAUUAGACAACACUUCUAUAUCUGCAAACACACACAGCGAUAUAUAUAAUGAUAUCGAAUCUACUGCCUCUGCUGUAACUGACGAUGAUGCGAUACAUGAUUCCCAGACUGUAAGUAGCAACUAUGAGAGUGUUACUACAUCUUCUCUGGCUUCAGAGGCUCCAAUAGCUGUCGAAAAUUUCGAAGUUAAAAAUCCUAUACCAGCCCAUACCUAUUCAUCGAAGGAGGGCUAUAAAUAUAAAAUACCUAAUCAUCAACUGCGAACAUAA
Messenger RNA from Stomoxys calcitrans (stable fly), 1266 nucleotides. RefSeq lists its product as uncharacterized. NCBI's taxonomy places the organism in Eukaryota, Metazoa, Arthropoda, Insecta, Diptera, Muscidae. The transcript has 2 exons. The record is from RefSeq and is a predicted model, not a curated record. Bases 1 to 1266 code for a protein of 421 amino acids.